AGACGGACACAGCAGAGAUUUAUCUCCAGAAUCAAGAUGCAGUUCUGCAGCUAUCUGCUGAUCUUCUGUCUGCUGUCCAUCACUGUGCUACACUGCAGCGUCCAUGGAUUCCAACAGCGCCCUGCUAAGCACAUAGUCCAGCCCGGGCUCAGGACCCUGGUCAUGCUUCCACACCACCCAGGAGGGAUGAAGCUCAGAGAGGAGCUCACAGCAAAGUUUCUCCGAACAGACGACCUGAAGAUGAUGGAGAACGAUGUGACUGAGCCAAAGAGGAAGAAGAGUUUCCCUGGGAACAAUGCUCCACUGGAUCGGCUGUCGAUGAGCUCCAUGGAAACCAGACCAGGGAGGAAGAAGCAGAGUAAGGUGGUAGAAUCACCACGGCGACGUGAAAAUCCACCUCCGAUUGACCGAGUCGGAAUGAGUCGUCUACCAACGACUCGAGGAUAGCUUUUUACUUUCCACUGAGAGGCUGCCCUCAUCUGGACAGAUGUUUAUAACAGGCAACCACCUGCUGAGCCAUGCCAGUAACUUGUCACCAAACCUGGACACGCCCACCCCUUUAAAAAAUGAUGCAUUCAGGUGCAGCUCAGUAAAUUCUGGACCAAAAACAGAAGUCUUAAGGAGAUACAAAUUUCCCUAACAAAAAGAACAAAAUUCAGACCAGAAAAUAAGGAAACUAUGAGAAUAUUACAUAAAUUCUGCUCCUUUAAUGCACCUAUCUGUCCUCUACAAAAGUCCAAGCAUUAAACCUUGCACUUAUGUUGCUUAACUUUAAAUCUGCCCCUACAGUUAGGUAAAGCAGUUUAACAAAUGAAUACAAACUGAUAUAUUUACUGAAGCAAAAAGUUAAAAGAAAUACCCUAAAUAUUCAAAUAAAUGCUACAACACUGGUAUUUAUGAUUAAAUAUGUACAUUUAAUCUGGAAUAGAUUAAGGGGAUUUGAAGACUUUGACCCAUCAGUGCAAAUUUAAUCCUCAAAAUUAUUAGUUAUCCUUUUAACUAAAUACAUUCAGAUAAUUCAAAUGUUAAACCACGUUUCUUUUUAUUUAAUUUACAAGUGUGUCCACUGACCAAACAAGCUAUUAAUAAUGAUGGAAACCUUUGGUCAAAGUGCCUUGAGAUGACACGUUGUGAACUGGCGUUAUAUAAUAAACUGAAUUUAUUCAUAUUCCCCACAGCUCUUUUUGUUGCACUGAAGAGAAAAAAAAUUAUUAAAUUGUUUGUGCAACAUCUUAUAAUUGUAUCUAUAAAUCAUUGUGGAAAGUUCUGAAGAACAAACGCAACGAGAAAUAAAUCUUUCAUGAAAUUAAAAUGGAUUUUUCGAGAUUUGUUUUACAUUAAAAAAUUAAUUGUUUUGAUAUUAUUAUUAAUUGCUUUUUUAAAUAUAACUAAAUUCACCUGAAUGCAUCAUCUCUAGCUCCCCCUGCUGGCAUCCGACUGGAGGCGUCAGCCGCCUCGACUCGACUUAAGAUUUCUGCUCGUAGUUUUUUAUUUUGCAGCAGGAUGUUUCCACGACAGCACAAACCAACCACCGGCAGGUUGAAGCCAGUUUUGACAAGGUAAAUCUUUCACUAAGUGAGAAAGAAGAUUUUUACAUCUGACUUACUUUGAGUGACGGGCUGUAAACCAGCUUCUCCUUUCAAAAACUUCAUCCUGGUACAAUUUUACCUGAUAAAAUGAGAUAUUUCAAAGUUUUCUUGUACAGUUUUACUUUUGGUUGGCAGACAAUAUUUUUUUUCACCAAAUCAAUCAAUAUUAAUUUUUAAAUCCUAUUAAACUGAUUUUUUAAAUAACAGGUUAGUUGUAACUUUUGGGGGGGGGGGGGGGAGGUCUUCCAUACUCAGAAGACAACAAAACAUUAAUUUCUCCUAUUUAUUUUGAAAUGUAUAAGAAGGUUUUCCUUUUUUAAGAAGGUGCUCCUUUUUAGGCCUAAAUGGACGUCUGUACCUUGAGACCAACGUGUACCGUCUUAGUUCAUAAAUAUUAACAGUAUAAAAUGGUUAAAGCUUGAAGUUUUAAUAUUUGACAUAGUUUCUGGAAUCAGUAACACCAUUACAUCCUGACUGUUGUUUGACUUCCUGUGUAACAGCUCUGUUUCUGUUCAUUUUGUUCUUUGACUAGUUUUGGUCUUUUUGACGUGUCGCACAGCAGAUAAACUGCACAUUAAUAGAGUAAAAUCAGAGGAAGGUUCCUUUAAAACCAGUUGGUCAAAUAACAUAAGGUUGGAGGUUACUUAAUGAUUAGGUGGUGGUGCUGUGGAGACGUUCUGCUCACUGACUGGUUCUGUUUCAAUAUGUUUUCUCUGCUCGUGUUUAAAUGUGCUUAAU
Molecule: messenger RNA, 2327 nt
Organism: Girardinichthys multiradiatus
Lineage: Eukaryota; Metazoa; Chordata; Actinopteri; Cyprinodontiformes; Goodeidae
Gene: ostn
Product: osteocrin
Exons: 5
Coding region: 37-447 (136 amino acids)
Biological process (GO): hormone-mediated signaling pathway
Molecular function (GO): signaling receptor binding
Source: RefSeq, a predicted model, not a curated record